GAGCACGUUAGAAAGCCUGGCCAUGGCCUGACUCGGGACAGCUCACACAGGGCACAACUGGGGACGCUGGGAGCCGAGCCAUCCCUCUGCAUGGAUGAUCUGGAGCCAACCCAUCCUUGGAGGAACUGGGGGUGAGGGAAGAGGGACAAGGAUUCUGUGCCAGGAGGAACCCGGAGCCAGGAGACCCCAUUUGCAGGAAGCGCCAACAGAUGCGACCCCUUCACAGGGCCUGAAUUUCCUGCUGCUAUUCACAAAGAUGCUUUUUAUCUUUAACUUCUUGUUUUCUCCACUUCCAACUCCGGCACUCAUCUGCAUCCUGACCUUAGGAACUGCCAUCUUCCUGUGGCUGAUCAACAGACCGCAGCCAGUCCUCCCUCCUGUGGAUUUGAACAACCAGUCGGUGGGAAUCAAGGGAGGAGCACGGAAGGGUGCUGGCCAGAAGGACAAUGACUCACAUUACUACUUCUCAGAUGCCAGGACGCUGUAUGAAGUUUUCCAAAGAGGACUUGCGGUGUCUGAUAAUGGGCCUUGCUUGGGAUAUAGAAAACCAAACCAGCCCUACAGAUGGCUGUCUUACAAGCAGGUGUCUGAUCGAGCAGAAUACCUGGGCUCCUGUCUCUUGCAUAAAGGAUAUGGGUCAUCAACAGACCAUUUCAUUGGCAUCUUUGCUCAGAAUAGGCCAGAGUGGAUCAUCUCUGAGUUGGCUUGUUACACAUACUCCAUGGUAGCCGUCCCCCUGUAUGAUACCUUGGGAGCAGACGCCAUCAUAUACAUUGUCAACAAGGCUAAUAUCUCUGCGGUGAUCUGUGACACUCCCCAAAAGGCAUCUCUCCUGAUAGAGAAUGUGAAGAAGGGCCUCACCCCAGGCCUGAAAUUGAUCAUCCUCAUGGAUCCCUUUGAGGAUGACCUAAAGGAAAGAGGAGAGAAAAAUGGAGUUGAGAUCUUAUUGCUGUUUGAUGCUGAGAAUCUAGGCAAAGAGAACUUCAGAAAACCUAUGCCCCCUAGACCAAAAGACCUGAGUAUCAUCUGCUUCACCAGUGGGACCACAGGUGACCCUAAAGGAGCUAUGUUGACCCAUGAAAAUAUUGUUGCAAACAGUUCUGCUUUUCUCAAAUGUGUGGAGGUCAUGUAUUUUCAAGCCACCACUGAGGAUGUGUCCAUUUCCUACCUCCCCUUGGCUCAUAUGUUUGAGAGGAUUGUACAGACUGUCAUGUACUCUUGUGGUGCCAAAGUCGGUUUCUUCCAAGGAGAUAUUCGGUUGCUUCCUGACGACAUGAAAACUCUGAAGCCCACAGUGUUUCCUUCUGUGCCUCGACUACUCAACAGAAUCUACGAUAAGGUACACAAUGAAGCCAAGACACCCUUGAAGAAGUUCUUGUUGAACCUGGCUGUUUCCUGUAAAUUCAGUGAAGUAAAAAAGGGUAUCAUCAGGCGUGACAGUUUCUGGGACAAGCUCAUCUUUGGAAAGAUCCAGGACAGCCUUGGCGGGAGGGUUAGCAUCAUGGUCACUGGAGCUGCCCCCAUCUCCAGCCCAGUUUUGAUGUCUCGGGCGGCAAUAGGAUGUCCGGUGUUUGAAGCUUAUGGCCAAACAGAAUGUUCUGGCUGUACAUUUAUUACUGGAGACUGGACAUCAGGCCACGUCGGAGUCCCCCUGGCUUGCAAUCAUGUGAAGCUAGAAGAUGUGCCUGACAUGAACUACUUUUCAGUGAACAGUGAAGGAGAGAUCUGCAUCAAGGGCAUCAAUGUAUUCCAAGGAUACCUGAAGGACCCUGAGAAGACCAAGGAGGUUCUGGAUGAGGACGGUUGGCUUCACACAGGAGACAUUGGUCGUUGGCUCCCGAAUGGAACUCUGAAGAUCAUUGACCGUAAAAAGAACAUUUUCAAGCUGGCCCAAGGAGAAUACAUUGCUCCAGAGAAGAUAGAAAAUAUCUACAUCAGGAGUAAUCCGGUGUCGCAAGUUUUUGUGCACGGGGAUAGCUUACGGUCCUCCUUAGUGGGAGUGGUGGUUCCUGACCCAGAAGUGCUGCCCUCCUUUGUAGCCAAACUUGUUAAAGGCUCCCUUGAAGAACUGUGCAAAAACCAAGUAAGUUAUAAAUAAAGCCAUUUAGAAGACUUGCAGAAAAUUGGGUGAGAGGAAAGUGGUCUAAAAUCCUUUGAACAGGUCAAAAGCAUCUUUCUUCAUCCAGAACCAUUUUCCAUUGAAAAUGGGCUCUUGACCCCAACAUUGAAAGCAAAGCGCGGAGAUCUUGCCAAGUACUUUCAAACCCAAAUCAAUAGCCUGUAUGAAAAUAUCCAGGAGUAGGUUUGCUGCUGAGCCGGAAGCUACAGGGGAAGGAGUUUAAACUUAUGCCAAGUGCACUUUUCCAGUAAAUGAAGCUAGCACUGAGGAAAAGCCUCCUGAACUGGGAACAAAGGCCUAUGGACAAGCAUGAGGCCUUCACAACAGGCUUAUCUUCUGGGAAGGAACUGACUGAUCUUUACUGGACUCCAGUUCCUGCUGUACCUCACCCUCAGACAACACAUGUUGCUUCCACUUGUAAAGUCUUUAAAAUAAACCACUGCAAACACUUA
Molecule: messenger RNA, 2571 nt
Organism: Lynx canadensis (Canada lynx)
Lineage: Eukaryota; Metazoa; Chordata; Mammalia; Carnivora; Felidae
Gene: ACSL5
Product: acyl-CoA synthetase long chain family member 5
Biological process (GO): long-chain fatty acid metabolic process
Cellular component (GO): endoplasmic reticulum; membrane; mitochondrion
Molecular function (GO): arachidonate-CoA ligase activity
Source: RefSeq, a predicted model, not a curated record